Molecule: messenger RNA, 1319 nt
Organism: Abrus precatorius (Indian licorice)
Lineage: Eukaryota; Viridiplantae; Streptophyta; Magnoliopsida; Fabales; Fabaceae
Exons: 2
Coding region: 208-1119 (303 amino acids)
Source: RefSeq, a predicted model, not a curated record
UAAAACUAAGUAGUGUAGGACCAAAAUAUACAUAUUUUGAUUUAAAGGGUUACUAUACGAUAAGUCAAGAAAGGAAAGCAACCCAACCGGAUAGCCUAGAUUUCGUCAAAAAGAAGAAUGAGAAGGACAAGACAUGUCUUGUGAGGAGUGACUUGUGAUUCGCGUGUUAAACCAAGGCAAAGAAAGGAAAGUAAAAGAGAAAAAAAAAUGCUUCCACUAAAGCUGGUUCGUUCUCUGGUGUUAGGGGAAACCAUCAACCACAACCCUCACAUGCUAACCCAAAAUCAUCACCAUCACAACACGCAUGAUGAUGAUGAUAGUAUUGAUGAUGAAAGCAAUGUAGCACAUGACACAUCACAACCCAACCAUGAAAGAAGAAGAAGGAGAAGGAGAAGAAGAAGAAGAAGAAACAAAACCCCAUGUCUUAUAUUUCUUCCAACAAAAGAGAUCAUAAGGGACACAUAUAGGCUUGCAACCAUCGCAAGAGACUUGGGCAUGGACUUGUACCCUACACCAUCACUUUCCCACAUCAUCUUCUCUAACCCUUCAUCCACAACACCAUCAUCAUCAUCCCCUUCAACCCUAUCUACAUGUUCCUUCUCUGCCUCCUCUUCCUCCUUCUCUCUCCUAAACGACGCCGUUCCCAUCCCCUUCCCUUUACUCUCCGCAACCCCACUCACCCACCUUCGUUACUUUGUGACCCUUUCCCCACGCGCCUUCAAGAUCGUCCUUUUCGAUUCCGACCACCACCCACACGCCGCCGGCAACGUCAGCAACUGGGAUUGCUGCUCCGUUUCGCUCUACUCGCGGGUCACCGGCGUUCGGGUCGACACCAUGGAAGGGUUUUGCCGAAUUCUCGCCGGAAAAGGUUGGACCUUUUUCAAAACCAAGAAAAACCCAUCUCCGGAUCAGCUCCGGCGCGGUGGCGGCGGCGGUUUUUACCUGUUCAGAAAGGUGGAUGUGAACCGAGUUCGGGUGGGUCGGGUCGGUGGUGUUGGACCCGAUGGGGCAUGUAGGGUUAGUGAACUGAGGUUGCCUCACUUGGAUUUUGGAAAUGCUCCUUUGAGGAUUUUGCAGUAUAUUUUGUUGAUGACUGAUGAUAUCUUCUGUUUGGCAUGAAAUUGAUGAUGAUGAUGACAAGAGAUGGACAACAAAUAGGCCGCAUCUGCUGCAAUAUGUUGAAGUGAUAUUGGGGAAAUGAUUCAAACUGUUUAUCCCAUCCUUUCUUGUGUUGUGUAUUGGAUUGGAUUCUUGAUGAUGUUUAUCCUCUUGAUGGUGAAGGAAGUGGAAUUGAAAAGAUUUCCAUGGAGACGUAAAAG